Molecule: messenger RNA, 2219 nt
Organism: Rhododendron vialii
Lineage: Eukaryota; Viridiplantae; Streptophyta; Magnoliopsida; Ericales; Ericaceae
Product: O-fucosyltransferase 20-like
Exons: 6
Coding region: 211-1827 (538 amino acids)
Cellular component (GO): cytoplasm
Source: RefSeq, a predicted model, not a curated record
AACUGUCCGAGACAACACCUCCUGCUGACUGCUCUUUUUAUUAACAACGCGUAUUUGUUCGGAAUUCGCCUUCCCGCCGCCAGUUCAUCUCUCUCUCUCUCUCUCUCUCUCUCUCUCUCUCUCUCUCUCAGCUUUCCUUACAAGAAAGCCAAAGAAUAGCUCAAACACAGACAUUGCAUUGGGUAUCUCUGUUUCUUUGUCUCUGUUGACAUGGCGAAAUCAAAGAGGCAAGCAUACAUUUCAGUUCCGGCUCAGAUAAUCAGUUCUCUCUCUUCUUCUUCCCUCCAAUCUCUGCUUCUCUCUCCCAAAAAAUCAGCCAAGAAGAAGAAGCCCCUAUGGAAACGCCCAAUGCUCUGGUUCCUCUGUUUCUUCCUCUGUUUUUUUCUUGUAAUAUUAAAGAUUGGGUUCAAUCUCGACCCAUUGGUCCCAUUCUCGCCGAACCCAUGUUCUUUUCUUCAUCAAGAAUCAUCUUUUUCGAAUGGGUUUGUGUCAAACAUUGAGAAUAAUGUUGGGUUUUUGAAGAAAGUUGGAGAAAAUCAAGAACAGAGUGAGUUUUGGAAACAACCUGAUGGAUUGGGGUAUAGGCCGUGUUUGCGUUUCAGCAGGGAGUACAAUAAAUGGAGUGGGGAGAAUGCAAAAGAUAGGACUAGGUAUUUGAUGGUGGUGGUCACGGGUGGGAUGAAUCAGCAGAGGAAUCAGAUUGUCGAUGCCGUGGUCAUUGCAAGAAUUUUGGGGGCUGCUCUUGUUGUUCCUAAUUUGCAAGUCAAUGUUAUUUGGGGCGAUGAAAGUGAAUUUUCUGAUAUAUUUGAUUUGGACCACUUCAAGAAAGUUCUUGCCAAUGACGUGCGAAUAGUUUCUUCACUUCCAUCGACACAUUUGACGUCUAGGCCAAUGGAGGACAAACGGAUGCCGGUUAAUGUCACUCCUCAAUGGAUCCGCGCAAAUUACGCUAGAUUGUUUAGGAGGGGCGGCGUUGCUCUCCUUCGUGGUUUGGAGUCAAAGCUUUCUAAAGAUCUCCCUUCCGAUCUUCAAAAGCUUCGUUGCAAGGUGGCAUUUCAUGCACUGAAGUUCGCCGCACCAAUCCUUGAACUUGGUAAUAAAAUCACAGAGAGAAUGAGGAGCAAGGGACCUUAUCUUGCUCUUCACCUACGGAUGGAGAAGGACGUAUGGGUGAGGACCGGUUGUCUUCCCGGUUGGACUCACAAGUACGACGAGAUGAUUAGCAAGGAGAGAAAACUGCGGCCUUGGCUCUUAACUUCGAAAUCAAACAUGACUUAUCAUGAGAGAAAGCUUGCGGGUCUUUGCCCAUUAAACGCUCUAGAGGUUACACGGCUGCUUAAAGCAUUAGGAGCUCCGAAGAAUGCAAGAAUUUAUUGGGCUGGUGGAAAUCCGUUGGGAGGGAAAGAAGCUUUGCUACCACUUAUUGGAGAAUUUCCAAAUUUGUAUAACAAGGAAGACCUUGCCUUGCCUGGGGAGCUCGGGCCAUUUGCAAGCAAGGCAUCGUUUAUGGCUGCGAUUGAUUACAUAGUCGCGGAGAAUAGCGAUGUGUUCAUGCCAUCUCACGGUGGAAACAUGGGUCAUGCACUUCAGGGACACAGGGCUUACGCAGGUCACAAGAAGUAUAUCACGCCAAACAAAAGACACAUGCUCCCCUACUUCCUAAAUGAUUCUCUUCCGGAAGCAGAGUUUAAACAGAUUAUCAUGGGCUUGCACCGAGAUUCUUUAGGGCAGCCGGAAUUUAGAACCAGCAAAUCCGGAAGGGAUGUUACAAAAUAUCCAGUCCCUGAAUGCAUGUGCAACGACACAAAUUUGCACACCUCCUCAUGAUUUCCUGUGCAGAAAGCCUACAUAAGAUUUCCAUACCAAGUGAAUCACGCGCUGGAUUUUCAUGCUGAAAUCGUUCUAUAACAAGAGUUCAGGGGCAAUAUUUCAAGAGGCCAAGAGGUCCGGUUUGGAAAUGAGUACUCAGUGCAAGUAAUUUCCGUUGUCAUGGUUGAAUACAAGGGUCCACUUGCUUAUGUACAGAUACAGAGAUGGGAGAGAUGGGCACUUUUUUGGGUUAUAACACAGCAAAGGAUAGACUUCAUUUUUUGCUUCCUUCAACAGUAGAGGGGCUAUAUUUUUUUUCUUUUAAUUCAAUUCAUUCUUUGUAUUGUAACUACGUAAGAUAAAGCUGAUCAAUAAAUGUACAAAAAUAUAGAGGUGUAUUUCCAUUGAAA